Messenger RNA from Oncorhynchus masou masou (cherry salmon), 4479 nucleotides. RefSeq names its product chitin synthase chs-2-like. The transcript has 19 exons. Gene Ontology annotation, cellular component: cell septum; cell periphery. Lineage: Eukaryota; Metazoa; Chordata; Actinopteri; Salmoniformes; Salmonidae. The coding region runs from base 27 to 3764 and encodes 1245 amino acids. The record is from RefSeq and is a predicted model, not a curated record. Gene Ontology annotation, molecular function: chitin synthase activity.
UAAGCCUGGUGGAUUCUAAUGUAUGCAUGCAUACAAACAGCACAAAUAUGGACGAGAUUAACAUGGAUGAAGAGCAUGUUCUCAGGAGAUCUUGGGAUGUGGGAAAAGAUGUCCCUGUCAUCCAGAAUGAACAGACAUCCCGAAAACUAGUGACACUUCUGCAAUGGCUUUCCUUCUUCAUUGUUGCCCUUCUUGUAUUUGCUCUUGCCAUAUUUAGUAAGGGAUCCUUUCUGCUCCUGAUAACACUGUCAAGUAAUGCCACCGAUACAGUCCCAGCUGACCAAAAGCCAUGCGUCCUCCUCAGUGUCAGCUGUACAGUGAUUGCGCCAAGUGUCUUGCUCCUCGUCAAAAGCGUGUGGAAAAUAUUCUUCAAAGACUCAGAGAAACCAUCAAGGAUUACGAUUGUGUGGGUGCUGGGUGUCGAAUUCCUCGUGUCGCUGGGGACAGCGGUUCUCACUAUUGUUGCCAUGCCAUUCUUCGGCAUUGUGACCAAUGUGUCGAUGCUGAACAGCAUCAGCAUUCUGUCCUCCAUCUUCCAGGUGGGCGCUCAGUGCAUUGCGAGGGAGAGGAAGCGAUUCAUAGUGCCCCCACUCAUCUCAUUAGUCCUCAUACUGUCAGGCUACGUGCUCUUCAUCCUCAGUUACCAACUGAAAGAAGAUAGAGGGAUGAACAUCUGGAUCGGAUUGGCAAUAAUGGGGACCAUCUUUGUCUCGCUGAACUGGUGGGAGAACUACAGCACCCUCUUCAAAAGCUCCUUCCUGAACAGUAUAUCCAAAGAUAUAGCGAAGUGCAGGAAUGUGGUGAACAUCCUCUCUAGUCUGGUCCGGAUUAUGGUCACUGCAGCCGUGGUCGGGGCAUACAUCCCUCUGUCUGGCAGAGUCUGGUCAUCGGUGACAUCAGUUCCAGGAGAUGUGAGGUUGGUGAUCCUGAUCUUGGUGGCCGUCCAGAUAGUGUCCUCCGCUCUGUGCCAUUGGUUCGUGGUGGUGGCUUGCAAAAUGCACGCCCUGCGGCGAAGCUUCUUGUUACCCAUGUACCUGGCCUCGUUAGGUGUUCUGGCAGCGUUCGUCGCUCCUGUCAUUAUCUUCUUCCAGAAUUCAAGUGACUCCAGAGGUGCUAACUACACCAUCACAGAGUACUGCAAUGAUAUCACAUAUGGCAGGGGCCUAAGCGGCGAUGCUUUCUGGUUUGAGAGGCUAGUCAGGGACAUCACCCAUACCCUCUGUCCCCAGCACAUGACCGACCUAACAGAAAUGGGCCUCUUGGGAGGCUCUGCACUCUGCUGGUGGUUGGGUUGGAUGCUGUGCACAAUGCACAUCUGGUUCCUCCAGCUUCAGCGCAUCGAGAGGACACAGAGUCUGUUUGUGCGGAGGAUGUACGAGGGGCCCUUUCUGGAACAGUCCAUGCUGCUCAACACGCGUUUUGAGAUUCAGAAGAAGAAAACAAUCCACAGGCAAACUGACCCAGUCACAGUGUACCUGUGUGCAACAAUGUGGCAUGAGAGCUAUGACGAAAUGAUGAAAAUGAUCAUCUCAAUGUUCAGACUGGACAAAUACAGGCCAAGGAAAGACACCAACAAUGAUGUGAGCUUCGAGUCUCACAUUUACUUUGAUGAUGCUUUUAAAGACGUGAAAGGUAGUAAAGGCCGGCAUGUGAACGAAUACGCAGAGGACCUGGUGGAGGUUAUCCGAGAGGUUUACAAUAUCUUCAAUGAGAAGGAUUCAUGCAUCUUCAAAGAGAGCCCACCCCUUCAAUGCCAGAGGAUCCUGCACACCCCUUAUGGAGGUCGACUGGAGUACACCCUUCCUAAUCACAACCUGCUGAUGGUGCACUUUAAGGACAAGCUACUGAUCCGCCACAAGAAGAGAUGGUCUCAGAUUAUGUACUUGUACUACAUUCUCGGCUGGCGACUCACCAGGAAGUAUUUCGAGAAGUUUGAGCAGGGUGAAGAUGAGCAAGUGCUGGGGGAAAAGAUGAUGAAAGAGAAGGACAGUACCUACCUCCUGGCUUUGGAUGGGGACACCGACUUCCAGCCCUAUGCUGUAAUGCUCCUAAUAGAUCGGCUGAAACUUUAUCCACGUGUGGGUGCGGCAUGUGGGAGGAUUCACCCGACAGGCACAGGUCCUAUGGUAUGGUAUCAGAAGUUUGAGUAUGCGGUGGGCCACUGGCUUCAGAAGACUGCAGAGCACGUGUUUGGUAGCGUGCUCUGCAGCCCCGGCUGCUUCAGUCUGUUCAGGGGCACAGCCCUCAUGGACGACAACGUCAUGAAGAGAUACACCACUAAGGCCACGGAGGCUAGCCACUACGUACAGUACGAUCAAGGUGAAGACCGCUGGCUGUGCACUCUCCUGCUGCAGCAGGGCUGGAGGGUGGAGUACAACGCUGCGUCUGACGCCUACACCAACGCCCCCCAGGACUUCAAGGAGUUCUAUAACCAGCGUCGGCGCUGGGGGCCCUCCACCAUGGCCAACACCAUCGAUCUGCUGGGCUCAGGGUCUCUGACCUCCCAGAGGAACAGCUCCAUCUCCAAACCCUUCAUCCUCUACCAGAUUCUCAGCAUGGCCGCCUCCAUCCUAGGCCCGGCCACAAUCUGCCUAAUGAUCUCAGGAAGCUUGUCGUUCAUACUAGACAUCGAUCCCAACGUUGCUUUGGUCCUUGCAACAGUGCCCCCUGUGGUGUACCUGUUGCUGUGCUUCAAGCUGAAAUCGGACACACAGAUCGCCAUAGCAGCCGUCAUGAGUGUCUUGUACGCUUUCCUCAUGAUAGGAACCGCUUUGUCCAUCGUAGGUGCUAUGGUUGAGCAGCAAACCAUUUGGACUCCUAGCGGCCUGUUUAUCAUAGGCCUGGUGCUGAUGAACAUCAUCACAGCAGCGCUCCACCCCAAGGAGUUCCAUCUGGUCGUCUACGGCCUCCUGUACUUCAUCUCUAUCCCCAGUGGCUACCUCCUGCUGACCAUCUACUCCAUGGUCAACAUGAACAAUGUGUCCUGGGGCACUCGGGAGACAGGUGUCCAAGUCGCUGCACCACCACCAGCCAAGGCCAUCACACAGCGCAUCCUACAGGCCAAGUGCUGCAAGUUUCUCUGCUGGGACAGUGGAAAAGUGGCAGACCAGAAUGGUCAGUUGCCAGAAACAGUUGUGUUGGGUAAUGAGCCAAAGGUGAACCCUAAUCUGACCUCUCAGGACAAUAACAGGAAUGUGGAAUUCUGUUCUCAUCAGUCUACUGAACAAAACUUUGUAACACAACUGCAGAAGAAGUCCUAUGACUUCCCUCUAAAUGAAGAUUUUCUUGUGAAGGAAGAGGAGGACUUUUGGAGAGAGCUCCAGAAGCUCUAUUUGGAACCUCUGGCUGAGGAUAAAGAAAAGCAGAAGAAAAUCACAAAUGACCUAAAGGAACUGAGAAACAAGGUGACUUUUACCUUUUUCAUCUGCAAUGCAAUGUGGCUGGUGGCAACGUUCACUCUUCAGGCCAUUGGAACCUCAGUCACCAUCAAAAUCCCAAAAUCCAAUCUCAAUCUGACUCAGACUAGGGAGUAUCUAUUUAUCGAUCCAGUAGGACUGAUGUUCCUUUUGGGAUUUGCAUCCUUACUGCUGAUCCAGUUCUUUGCCAUGUUCUACCACAGAAUUUACACUCUGAUCCAUUUCGUGGCAUUUGUGAACACGGAGUCAAAGACUGAGGAAAGACAAUCAGACGAUGGCAUGCAGAAUCCUGUCAUGCUGAAGAAUCCAGCAGCAAUCCAGCAACAAGGCCAAGAAACUCCAGUGUGAGGUCUUACUACUGAGUGUCCCUUAGUGGUAGCAGUUGCAGCUAAAAUAGUAAUAGGAGUCGGAUACUGCAGUUUUGCGUUAGAUGUUGCAGUUAGAUAUAGUAGUAUUGAGGGAGAAUGUUCCAAAUAGUAUAGAUCAUAGAGUAUUUUUUGGAUUUGAUAUAGUUAACCUUUGUUUAACCAGAAAAAGACCUGUGAUGAACCUCUUUUGCGAGGGCAGUGUGAACAUACAAUACAAGAGCAAAGACGGGGACAAAACAUUAAAAACAAUUGCAGCGGUCAACAACAUGUAUUAUAGCAUAACGGAGUAUAACAAUUGAAUGUGAGUUAAAUCUCAGGGAAAUGUGAUAUAAUGUUCUCAUAUUGUGCUAUUUCAUGUGCGAUCAAUUUUUGUAGCGUGUAAUCUUUGUGUGCUUUCCCUUUUUUUAAUCAAAUGCUUUGUUGUGAAUCACUUCCUAUUAGUAUUUUGGUUAGCAGUUAUACUUUGCCCUUUUGCGUGAAGCACUUUAUCUAUAUAUUGCACUGAUAUAUAGAGAUUUUUUUGUGGAGUUAUGUUUGCUAUGUAUUUAUUAUGUAACUGAAUAGAAUGUAUCAUUUUUGUAUUUUGUUGUUAUUUAAGUAGGCAAGACAGUUAAGAACAAAUUCUUAUUUACAAUUUAUAAGCCCUCUCUACCGAUAACAUUGUGCUGUUUCAUUCUGGCAUCUGUAUUCUAAUC